UCUGUUUUAUACACACGAUCAGCAAAGCACACUAUAUAUGGAACAUCACUCGAGCUCUCGCUCCAUUGCUCAGGUCAGAAACACAGAGCCGCGGCAAGAGAGAGAGAGAGAGCUUCUCUGCCAAGAGGAAGCCAAGGGGGAAGAGUUCAAGAAGGAGCCGGGCAGAAUGGCUCUGGCUCCCCUCGUCCUCUCCCUCCUCCUCGUCUCCUGCGCCGCGCAGUCCCCGGCCUCAUCACCGUCGGCCUCGAACGCUCCUCCGGUCAGCGCCUGGUCGCCUCAAGCCUCUGUUGCGCCACCAACAACGGCAGCCUCAGCGCCGCAGGUCUCUACCGCGCCGCCAACAGCAGCAGCCUCGGCGCCGCAGGUCUCUACCGCGCCGCCAACAGCAGCAGCCUCGGCGCCGCAGGUCUCUGCCGCGCCACCAACAACAGUAGCGGCCUCGGCGCCGCUGGCCUCUGCCGCGCCGCCAACCACAGCCGUCUCGGCGCCGCAGGUCUCUGCCGCACCUCCAACGACGGCCGCCUCGGCACCCCAGGUCUCUGCCGCGCCGCCAACCGCAGCCGCCUCGGCGCCGCAGGUCUCUGCCGCACCUCCAACAACGGUCGCCUCGGCACCCCAGGUCUCUGCCGCGCCGCCUACCACAGUUGCCUCGGCGCCGCAGGUCUCUGCCGCACCUCCAACGACGGCCGCCUCGGCACCCCAGGUCUCGGCCGCACCUCCAACCACGGUCGCCUCGGCACCGCAGGUCUCUGCCGCACCGCCCACUACCGCCACCUCGCCGUCACAAGCCUCUGCGGCGCCACCGACCACAGCUGCCUCUCCCCAGCUGGCUGCUACGUCACCUCCGGUUUCCUCUCCGCCACUAGCUGCCACGUCUCCCGUCUCUGCGCCCCCUACGGCAGUGACUGCUCUUCCUCCAGCCAUGCCACCAGCGACGCUUCCUCCGGCCAUCCUGCCGCCGGCAUUGGCUCCAUCGCCACUUCUCGCUGCCCCAGUCAUGCCGCCCAUCGCACCGCCGAUCACGGCUCCCGUGCCAGCUCCCGUGUCCCCUGCUCCGAGCGUCGCCCCGACUCCGUCGCCCACGAUGGCUCCGACUCCGUCACCCACGAUGGCCCCGACUCCGUCACCCACGAUGGCCCCGACUCCGUCGCCCAUGAUGGCUCCGGAGCUGUCACCCACGAUGGCGCCGGAGCUGUCUCCGCUCAGCUCGGUGUCGGUGAGCCCUUCCCUGGCGCCAGGGCCGGCGCUCGCUCAGGAGGACGAGUCGGCGGCGCCGAGCGCAUGCACCGGAGUCGCCGCUCUGGUCGCGUUGGCGGCUGCAGGGCUCGUGGUCUUGUUUUAAGUAGGGUUGCGUUUACCAUUACUUCCCUACUGCCGUCACACGAUCGUAUUAUCUUUUUGGUGUUUAUGGUUGCAUGUAUGACUCUUGCUGUAUAACACAUUGAUAAUUUACUUCUAUUUCUG
This is a messenger RNA of Phragmites australis (common reed), 1464 nucleotides long. Its product is annotated as vegetative cell wall protein gp1-like. NCBI's taxonomy places the organism in Eukaryota, Viridiplantae, Streptophyta, Magnoliopsida, Poales, Poaceae. The coding region runs from base 38 to 1342 and encodes 434 amino acids. The transcript has a single exon. The record is from RefSeq and is a predicted model, not a curated record.